AUGGUCGGAUACGCUGCAGUGUUCGGACUUUUGACAGCCCUCUGCGUUUAUGCGCAAGACAGCCGCGUCACCAUCUUGCUGUCACCGGAGUCGGCGUUGAUCGGCCUGAAUACGACAACAGUGAGGGGAAUCCCCUACUACAGCUUCCGUGGGAUUCCUUACGCAGUUCCCCCCGUGGGGCAGCUACGAUACAAGGACCCGGUGCCAUACACGUGGAACGGCAGCGUGGAGGCGGUUGCGGACGCGCCGAUGUGUUCGCAGGCGAGCGGCGGUCAAGAGGACUGCCUCUACCUCAACGUCUACUCGCGGCAGAUCCCUCAGCUUGAUGGAUCCACUGGAGGUGCUGCCGUGAUGGUGUACAUCCAUGGAGGCUCGCUGACAAGUGGCUCUGGUGCGUCCAGCUCGUUUGGUCCGGACUUCUUCCUGGAGGUUGAUGACAUCGUAUUCGUCACCAUGAACUACAGGCUCGGUGCCCUUGGAUUCCUGAGCACGGAAGACGACGUCAUCAGGGGCAACUACGGCUUCAAGGACCAGAACCUGGCCCUGCGCUGGGUGCGGAGCAACAUCGCCGCCUUCGGGGGAGACGCCGGCAGGGUGACGCUGUUCGGGGAGAGCGCGGGCAGCGUCUCCACCUCCUACCACCUGCUCCACAACAAAGGCUGUCUGUUCCAGCAGGCCAUCAUGCAGUCGGGCAGCGCGCUCAGCCCCCGCGGCAUGGCGUUCACGGCCCGAGACCGCGCCUUCCGGCUGGCGCGCUCCCUCGGCUACCAGGGCGGCGACGACUCGGCGGAGCUGCUGGACUUCCUGGCCGCCGCCGACGCGGCAGACCUCGUCAGCGACGACUCCCGCGCCCUCUCCGACCAGGACAAGCUCCGCUUCGACACGUUCGUGUUCCUGCCUGUGGUGGAGCAGCCGUACGAGGGCGCCUUCCUCAACGAGACGCCGUACACCAUCCUGGCAGAGGCGCGGGCCAACCGAGUGCCGCUCAUCGCUGGCGACACGUCCGCCGAGUGUCUGGCCACUGUGCUAGGUCAGUCACCCAGUGACGUCACUCUCGCCUUCACAGUGAGAGUCGCGAUGCGAGCUAUUGGCUUCGGAUAUAGUGUAAGGCUGCUCCAUUCUACAACUUCUGCUGACAGACCUCCUUGUGUUAGACUGUGUAAGAACAUUUUCGGAAGCAACGAGUCGAUGGCAGCUUUCGACGCCGGCUUCGUCGACUCCAUCAGCCUCGACAUCCGUGUGGGCGAUGAACAGUACCGCCGGCAGGCCGCCCAGAAGAUACGCAGCUUCUACUUCGGCGACGAACCCAUCGAUAGCGAGGAUUUCUACCCCCUCGUGGCGCUAAUCAGCGACCUCUACUACAUUGAGCCUGUGGACAUGGUGGUUCGAACUUGGGUGAACCAGUCGUCAGAAAUACCUGUUUAUGAGUACCAGUUUGAUUAUAAAGAUGAGAACAGUGUUCUCGGCUGGUUCGAAGCGCCAGAGCAGCAGGGUUAUUGUCUGUUUGGUUUUCCAGAAAAUUCUUCCAGCAGUGGUUGCAGGACAGUUAGAGAUAUUGUGGGCACAGCUCAUUACAAUUAA
Schistocerca serialis cubense is the source of this 1581-nucleotide messenger RNA. RefSeq names its product esterase B1-like. The record is from RefSeq and is a predicted model, not a curated record. NCBI's taxonomy places the organism in Eukaryota, Metazoa, Arthropoda, Insecta, Orthoptera, Acrididae. The transcript has 11 exons. Bases 1 to 1581 code for a protein of 526 amino acids.